Messenger RNA from Pestalotiopsis fici W106-1, 1101 nucleotides. RefSeq lists its product as uncharacterized. The transcript is spliced from 2 exons. The record is from RefSeq and is a predicted model, not a curated record. Gene Ontology annotation, molecular function: FAD binding. Lineage: Eukaryota; Fungi; Ascomycota; Sordariomycetes; Amphisphaeriales; Sporocadaceae. The coding region runs from base 1 to 1101 and encodes 366 amino acids.
AUGAGCUCUCCAUUCAAAGUUAUAGUCGUUGGCGGCGGUCCCGUCGGACUCAUUACGGCGCAUGCACUUUCACGUGCCCAAAUUGAUUUCACAGUAUUAGAGGCAAGACCUCAAAUUGUGGAGGAGGCGGGUGCAGCACUGAUUAUAUCGGCGACCGGUCUCCGAGUGCUAGGGCAACUCGGACUGCUCAACGCAUUGGAUCUUGCUGGCUGCGACUUGACUCGCUGGACCCGCAUUGAUCACGACAGAAACGAUCUGGGAGACGUGCUGACGCUGCAAUUCACGAAGGAGAACCAUGGUCGAUAUCCAUUCUUGAUCGCUCGUGAUGCUCUGACCAAGGUCUUGUAUGAGAGUUUAUCACCGGCAGACCAAGCUCGAAUCUUGCCGAGCAUGAAAGUCUGCGAGGUACAAACUAGUGAUACAGGCGUGGUGGUAAAAUGCACCAACGGGACCACGGUGGAAGGCAAUAUCCUUAUCGGUGCAGAUGGCGCACACAGCAUAGUUCGAGAAAGUGUGCGAAACCUGGCCCUCCAAAAAAACGAUGCCUUUGAGAACGUUGAUCAUCGUGUGAAUAGCGACAACCCGUUCCUCACAACUUAUCGCUGCAUGUGGCUGAGAUUCCCAACAACGUCUGAUAUGAUACCCGGCCGUGUCUUGGAGACACAUGGUCCGCGUUUUGCGAUUCAGCAAUUCUGUUCUGUCAAAGAGGGCUUUACAGCCAUGUAUGAGCUUUUUGAUGAACCGACACGCAAGCGUUCACGAUACACCAAAGCCGAUGCUCAGGCAUUCAUUAGCAGAUGGGGCCAUAUCCCAGCUGGGGCGGGCGGCACGGUGCAAGAUUUAUACCAGGCAAGCACCAGCCAUGGUGUCGUUGACUUGGAGGAGGGGGUCUUGGAGCACUGGAGCUGGGAUCGCAUCGUCCUUGUGGGUGAUGCUGCGCACAAAUUUACCCCGAGCAUCGGACAGGGCGCCAACAAUGGUAUUAUUGACGUUGUGGUACUUAUGAACCAAUUGACAAAAGUAUUGAAGGAGUCUCAGAGCCAAGACCCAGCAAAGCUUCUAAUUACGGAUGAGCUUACGUCCGCAUUUAAGCAUUACUAA